AUGACCCAGCUGCGGGUCCUCCGAGCCGCCGGGCUCCAGCUCCUGAGGCGGGCUGCGACCCCUCCGCUGCCCCGGGGGCUGCUGCUGCUGCCGCCGGGGACAUGUCCGCACGCACCGGGCCGCCGCAUGGGGACACACGGGAGGAGCGAGCCCGGGGAACCGCUCAACUCCCCGAAGAGGGCGAAGGAGUUCAUCUACGGGCUCCAGGCCCCGGAGAGGACGUGUCUGCUCCGGGAGCUGCAGAACUUCGAGUCCAUGGCCAUCGCUCAAGAGAGCCUCGCGCCCACGCCGCUGACUUCAGAUCAGAUCAGAUAUGUUCUGUUCCACAACGCCAUCCCCUUCGUUGGAUUUGGUUUCCUCGAUAACGCCAUCAUGAUCGCAGCAGGAACUCAGAUCGAACUCUCCAUCGGAGUCACCCUGGGCAUCUCCACCAUGGCAGCUGCCGCUCUGGGGAACCUGGUCUCAGAUCUGGCCGGUCUCGGUCUUGCAGGUUAUGUGGAGGCCCUGGCCACCAGGCUGGGGAUGCAGGUUCCUGAUAUGACGCCCAAGCAGGCGGACAUGUGGCAGACCAGGGUCAGCUCGCACAUGGGUAAAGCCAUCGGUGUAACCAUCGGCUGCAUUCUGGGGAUGUUCCCGCUCUUCUUCCUGGAUGACGAGAAGGAGAAGGAGAAGAAGGAGAAGAAGAAGAAGGACGCACAACCCUGCGGAGACGCCACGUCCUCCUAACGAGUCUCCACCGCUGCACCUACAAACUGGAAACCACUGAAGUCGACUCUGACGAGUAUUUACAGUUUGAUGUUUCUCCGUCCGGCUGCACUCGUGCUUUGGAAAUCUGAUGAUAUUUAGUUUUCUGUGGCAUUUCCUCCAUCUCACUAAAAUCCAUUCUUCUAUAAAUCCAGUUUGGCCGAGGGAACGGUGACGUGCGUUUGAUUCCAUCAUCGAUUCUUCAUAUCGACCUCAUCAGACCUCACGUUCCAGCUCCUGCUGUGGCUCGGUGGUCCAGCGGGUUGAUAUGAGGAAUCGAUGCCGUGUAGCUGCUGUGAACGUGAGACACACACUCACCGGUUCCACUCGACUUCUUUCCACACACGAGCGUCAGAAACACAAACUAGAUACAAACCGACUGUUCAAACACUAUUUAAAGGUUUCAUUGUUUUUACUUGUUUACUAUUUGAUCCUUGUUGUUUUUUUACACAUUUGAAGACGUCUCUUAAACACUAUCUGUUCAAUUUGUGUUCAGUCAAAUGUCUCUGAUUGUUUCAGCUGAAUCUCUAAACGGCCACAAAUAAAUGUAAGAAGCAGUCGGGACAGAAUCAUCUGCUACCUCGAGUCGGUUGUGUUGCAUGAAGAACUGAUGAAGCUCUACUCUCAUCACGUUUUAUUAAAUGUUGUGUAAGUGUUGAAUCACAAAAGAGACGCUGGAAAGUACUUUCUCUUCACUCGUGUUUUUAUUUUUACGAUUCUUUAAAAGCUCUUUGUUUGUGACUCGAAGCUUCAGUUGGUUGAGGCUCGUUUCCCAGUCGGGACACUGGUCUGUACUGGGAUCUCGACUCGUCUCCUGUCGCUCAGACUCACUCCCACAAAAUCACAGCUGUGACGCGACACCUCAUUAUAUCAAAUAUUAUAUCACAUCAUCUCCAAAUCAAGGCUGUAACUAAUGAUUGAGUUGUUUUCUAAUUUGCUGAUAAAAUUAUGAAUGCAUCAGUUGUUGAUUAUUGAAAUUUCCCCAGAGCCCAAGUCAAUUUCUGUUAUUGUUGUAUUUUCCAACCAAACUCAAAUAUAUUCAACAAUAAUAUAGACGAGCAAAUCUUCAUAUUUUCAAAGUUUUAUCGAUUUCUCUUGAACUUGAGGAAUAUUGAAAAAAGCCAAUGGAUGAUGUCACAACUGCUCAUUUAGUCUAUUUUCUUCAUUUGUUUGAAACUCUACAGAAGCAGUUCUGAAUUAUUUAAGUUUGAAAGUUGCCAUAACGUAAGAUUUUUUUUCUUUUUCUGGUUUUUAAUCCUAAAAUGAUUGCGAUGCUGUUUGUAACCAUGAAACCUGAACUUGUAUGUUCCUGCCUCAUCUCAUGUUUUAUUCAUUUUGCUCUUCAUGAUGAUAUUUAAGCACAAUUUCGUCCUCUGGAGGCAAAAUGAGAAAAAUGAUUUAUAGUAAAAGAUCAAAGUGUCAAAGGAAUGUUGUUGUGCUGCCCCCUUGUGGACAAUGAAGCAGCAGCACUGAUUCGUGUGUUUGAAGUUUGUUUUACAUUUUGUGCAAUUGACAACAUGACAAUAAAUCUGGGUGGUAUUUACCUCCGGCUCUG
Molecule: messenger RNA, 2299 nt
Organism: Pleuronectes platessa (European plaice)
Lineage: Eukaryota; Metazoa; Chordata; Actinopteri; Pleuronectiformes; Pleuronectidae
Gene: tmem65
Product: transmembrane protein 65
Exons: 7
Coding region: 1-726 (241 amino acids)
Biological process (GO): regulation of cardiac conduction; cardiac ventricle development
Cellular component (GO): mitochondrion
Source: RefSeq, a predicted model, not a curated record